Molecule: messenger RNA, 489 nt
Organism: Colletotrichum orchidophilum
Lineage: Eukaryota; Fungi; Ascomycota; Sordariomycetes; Glomerellales; Glomerellaceae
Exons: 2
Coding region: 1-489 (162 amino acids)
Source: RefSeq, a predicted model, not a curated record
AUGCAAGGCAAUGUAGACAAGGGAAGGUUGCGCAGAGACAAGAAUAGCCUGGUGGACGGUGGACGGUGGACAGUAGACGCGGGACCGCAGUGGGCGGAUCUCCGCUACAAAAGAGAAGAUACGCAGUCGUCCGUCGAGGUGAGGUAUAAGCCCAGUUGCUGUGUGAGGCGCAUGGAGCAACCAGACGUGGGAGCCGCCGUGGAUGCUGGGGACUUGGGGGGCGGCGCUAUGCAGUCGAAUGCGAGGGCCGCCCUCAAGACCAAGGACAGCGAACGGGGGUGGCCUCGUCAUCCUCUGGCCGGCGCUGGACCUCAAAGGGGAAAGGCUCGAGCUGCCAGAGCUUCGAAACCCCAAACUCGGGCGUUAGUUACAUUUGGUGGAACGACCAGGUCUGGAGUUAUGCAGGGCGACUGGAGAAUGAGACCCAUCCCGGCCGAGGCGACGCGCAAGGGUCCAUCGACGGCCGAGCACUGCGACGACGACGUCUAA